UUGGAUAGCCUAAUUAUUUAAUAAUCCAAUAACUUUGGCGUGUCUCUCAUCCACACUAUAUCCACGUACACACGCUCUUCGUGUAGACACUUCCGUGCGUGCUACGUGCCCUCAAAUACUCGUCUUCUUCUACGCUUUCUUCAUUUCGAAGUUACAACCCCCAUUAAAUAUCACAAAAAAACCUGCAACAAACACAUCUCAAAUCUCAACAACAAUGACCACACAAACCCCCAAAUCUCUCUACCCUCAAGUCGAUCAAUCCAGUCCAGACUCACACUCUUCAUUCUCAUCAUCAUCCCAGUCCAUGUAUCCAUCUGUAGAAGAACCCAAAGAUCUCGCCGAGAAACUCUUCCCAGACACCUCCGAUCAACAACAACAGAUUUCUUUCGAAUCAUCAGAAGAAGUUGUCAUCAAAAUCCCUAACUCUAUCGUCCACUUAAUCGACAAACAACAAAGCAUCGAAUUAGCCUCCGGUCUGUUCGAAAUAAUCCGCCUCCGUCAAUCCGGUAACGUCGUCGCCGUUCUCGCUCGCAUCGGCGACCAGAUCCAGUGGCCGUUAGCCAAAGACGAAGCCGCCGUUAAACUUGACGGAUCUCACUACUUUUUCACACUCCGUGUACCGGAGGAUGUUAUAAACUACGGUUUGACGAUAACUGGAAACGACGGAGAGCAACUGGAUAGGAUUUUGGAUGAGUACAGUGCGUUUUCGGUGAAGGAAGUGGAGAGAGUUGUGGCAGUGGACGGUGGUUCGGCGGAGGCUAGGGCGGCGGCGUAUUGGACGACGUUGGCGCCAAAUGUGGAGGAUUAUAGCGGGUCGGUUGCGAGGAUGAUUGCGGCCGGCUCGGGUCAGUUGAUUAAAGGGAUAUUGUGGUGUGGGGAUGUGACUGUUGAUAGGUUGAAGUGGGGGAACGACUUCCUGAAGAAGAGGAUGAAAGCUGGAGAGAAGGCGGAAGUUAGUCCCGAAGCUUUAAGGAGAAUGAAAAGGGUGAAGAAGCUGACCAAAAUGUCGGAGAGCGUAGCAAUGGGGCUCCUUUCAGGAGUCGUGAAGGUGUCCGGAUUCUUCACGGGUGCCAUUGUGAACUCGGCACCCGGAAAGAAGUUCUUUAACCUUCUUCCCGGGGAGAUCAUUCUUGCUUCCUUAGAUGGAUUCAACAAGGUGUGUGAUGCCGUUGAAGUGGCAGGGAGAAACGUUAUGUCAACAACGUCAGUUGUUACAACCGAUCUUGUUACUCAUAAGCAUGGUGAAGAUGCCGCGAAGGUGACGAGCACCGGGAUGGAUGCUGCAGGGCAUGCAAUCGGGACAGCAUGGGCGGUUUUCAAGAUCCGGAAGGCUUUGAACCCGAAGAGCGUUGUGAAACCAACGACUCUCGUCAAAGCUGCAGCUUCUAAGUCGGGUUCUUCCAAAUCAUCGUCAUCAUAGUUGUUCUGGAUAUGAUAUGGCUGUCGGAUUGUUCUAAUUAUUGUUCUGUUGAUGUAGUGAGGUUUAUAUAUAAAAAAUAUUUUAUUGUCAAAACUGAUGUUCGGUUUGUUGUGAAUACUUGUGUUGUUGCUUCUUA
Helianthus annuus (common sunflower) is the source of this 1556-nucleotide messenger RNA. RefSeq names its product protein EARLY-RESPONSIVE TO DEHYDRATION 7, chloroplastic. The record is from RefSeq and is a predicted model, not a curated record. Gene Ontology annotation, cellular component: plasma membrane. Lineage: Eukaryota; Viridiplantae; Streptophyta; Magnoliopsida; Asterales; Asteraceae. The coding region runs from base 215 to 1420 and encodes 401 amino acids. The transcript is spliced from 4 exons.